This is a messenger RNA of Callithrix jacchus (white-tufted-ear marmoset), 9346 nucleotides long. It is a transcript of the gene RAPGEF1, whose product is annotated as Rap guanine nucleotide exchange factor 1. The record is from RefSeq and is a predicted model, not a curated record. Gene Ontology annotation, biological process: Ras protein signal transduction. Gene Ontology annotation, cellular component: plasma membrane. Gene Ontology annotation, molecular function: guanyl-nucleotide exchange factor activity. NCBI's taxonomy places the organism in Eukaryota, Metazoa, Chordata, Mammalia, Primates, Cebidae.
UGUGGCCCAGACUGGAGUGCAGUGUGCAGUCACAAAUCACUGCAGUCCUGACCUCCUGGGCUCAAAUGAUUUUCCUGCCUCAACCUCCCACAUCAGCCUCCCAAGUCUAAAUAUCUUAUUUAACCUUUAAACUGCCCUAUGAAGUGGAUAGUGUAAUUGUACACAUGAAUGUAUGUGAAAAUACGUGAGGAGAGGGGAAGAUUCUAUCCCAAAGUUGCUCACAUAGAUACAAACUAGGCCAGCUGGCCUUCAAAGCCAGUUCCUUCACACUGCCCUCCUGCCUUUUCUGGUCAUGGGAAAAUGGGCAGCAGAGGUUUUCCUAGCCAAGGAUAAAGAUUUGGGAGCUGGAUCUGGCCUUCAAACUAAGCCCAGCCUUGAUCCCUAUCCGUCUCUGAGGAAUCUGAAAUGGGGGAGGGGCUCGUUGGAGGAGAUGAUCUUGUGAAUCUGCUUGGGUUUUACAGAGAUUUGGGGCUUGUAGUAGUCAUACGUGAAGGAGUGACCUUGAUAACACAUGGUCAAAUCGGGUCUGAUUGAGGGCAGUUCGUACAGUCACAGCAUUCUCUACAUACUUGUGCAAGGCUUAGAAACUCAUCACAGUGGCUGUGCAAUCAGCCUUCUGCUUCUGGUAACAGUUCACUUUUGAUUCUUCCCAUUUGUGAAGAAUCAAAAAAGGUUUGUGUUGUCUCCCUGAAAUGUGGGCUGGAGAUGGGUCACUUGCCCAUCUUCCAUUGCAAGCAUAUUGGUCUUUGGGGGAUGGCUCAAUUUUUUUUUUUUGCUUAGUCUGGUGCAUUGCAGAAGGGAUGACUAUAAAAGACACUUUCUCAGCUGGGGAUUAGAGAGGAAUUCUUAAGAUUAGAUUAUUCUGUUCCUUUCCCUCUGAACAAUUCCAUUGGAAUAAGUGUGUGGGCCAGGGGGAUAGACAUGAUUACCUGAGAAGCGGUUGGACCACAGGGGUCUUGUUUCAGUGCUGUUCUCUCAGGGAAAUGUCCGGUUCAUGCUAAAUGUUUGUUCAUAAAUUAGUUGUUUGGAACCUAGGAUGCAUUUUCUUCUGGAAACACCAUUACAAAUGUGUUGACCCCCAGCUAAGAAACACCAGAGCCGGGGUUCUGUAACUAUGAGCCAUUGUUCUGUGUGUGCACAGGCAUCGAGAGGAGCUGCCCCAGGCAUGGCUGCUGACUUCAGGGGCUUUGCACACUGAUAGGAAGGAAACUCCAGGGCUGGGGAGGGGUGGGGACGUGGAGGAAAAGGCGCCUCAGCUGCCCACACCCUCUGACUCUUGCUUGGAGAGGAGAGUUUACUUAUGGAUUAGAAACUUGGCUAACACAUUCCAGGGGGUGGGAACAAUCAGUGUGUGUAUGUUGGGGAUAAUUCUCAUUGGUUUAUUUCAUCACCUAUCCACCCAUUUGUUCAACCGAGUUAUUAAGUACCUACUGUGUACUCAGUAUUCUGCUGUGCAACUGUUAGGUUUCACAGGACCCCUCUGGUGUGGUGGGGGGUUCCCUGUGCUUUGUUCCAGUUUGUGGCUGCAGUUUAAUCUGGGGAGGAGCCUGAGGGCUCUGUGAGGGAAAUGGGGAGCCUCUGCACGCUUGCUCUUUCCUGUUGCCUCACUGGCGACGGUGUGACAGACACGUGCUAUUUGCUUUGCCGAGUUUGGAAUCUUGACUGUGAUUUUGCAAAAAUUAUCUCUGUAUUGGUAGAUCAAAAUAGGAAGCGUUUCAUAAGUGAAAUAUUUCAUCUUUUCAUAUGAAAAUAGGUGGAGUACAGUGGCUCACAUCUGUAAACCCAGGACUUUGGGAGGCUGAGGCAGGAGGGUCACUUGAGGCCAGGAGUUUGAGAUCAGCCUGGGCAACAUAGGGAGACCCUGUCUCUACGAGAAACUUUAAAAAUUAGCCAGGCGAGGUGGCAUGCACCUGUAGUCCUAGCUUCUUGGGAGGCCCAGGCAGGAGGAUUGCUUGGGCCUGCAUGAUUGUGCCACCACACUUCACCCAGGGUGACACAGCAAGACCCUGUCUGCAAAAAAAGAAAAAUAUUCACCAAGGACUUCCUGAGUUUCAGGCAGCAUGCUAAAUACUUCACAAAUGUUCUUACAGCUGAGGAGGUGGAACUGGAAUUAUGCCCAGUUAACAGAUAGGGAAACUGAGGCUGCUGUUCUCAGUUGGCAGAGCCAGGAUUUGCACCCAGGUGUUUGGGCUCCAAAGCAUGCAUUCUUCUUCUUUUUUUUUUUUUCUUGGAGACAUAGUCUCGCUUUGCCACCCAGGCUGGAGUGCCGUGGCGUGAUCUUGGCUUACUGCAACCUCCGGCACCUGGGUUCAAGUGAUUCUCCUUCCUCAGUCCCCCAUGUAGCUGGGAUUACAGCUUAGUGCCACCAUGCCUGGAUAAUUUUUGUAUUGUUAGUAGAGACAGGAUUUCACCAUGUUGGCCAGUCUAGUUUUGAACUCCCAGCCUCAGGUGAUCCACCCACCUCAGCCUCCCAAAGUGCUGGGAUUACAGGCAUGAGUCACCUAGCUCGGCCCAGAGCCUGCGUUCUUACCCAUAUUAUGCUAUGGGGAUUCUUUAGGAGUUCUGAUAACCUCAAACUCUGGGAUUGAAAUAAAUGAAAUCCUUUCAUCUACCUCAGCGUUGUCUUCCUUUUUACCAAGAAUAUAUGAUUGAUUUCAUUCCCUUCUUUUCUUCCAGAAAACCCAUUGUUCAGAAUUUGUGUAGUGUAGCCCUUUCUCCAGCAAAAUUGUUCCCAAAGUGCAGUGGAAGUCUGGAACUUGAGGCUAUAGAUUUUUAGCUGUGUUUGUCCCCAUGGUGUUUUCUUCUUUGGAGACUGAGGUGUAGCAUGUGUUUUGAUGUUUUGUUUUGUGUUUCCCUUGGAAACACAGUAUUAGUGAAAUCAGCUUGUUUUCUCUGACAGUACUUGUUGCAUGGUGCACACUGGUGUGAGCAUGGGACUCUGAAAUAGAAGGUGUGGCAUAAGGGACUGUGUGAAAAUGUUUCUCCUGGCAUGCUGCAGAAUGGUUCAUUUAUGACUUUCAGCUUUUUGAUCACCUGAUUCCCCACUUCUCCCAUGGGGAAAAGUGGUAUUAAAAGUAUCUGGAAAUAAAAUUCACCCUCCGAGCUGCUGCUAUGCUGAUGAGUAAUAAAGUGUCAAAAGAAUGCCGAGGAACAGCUUCUUAAUAUAGACCAUUACUGAGAUGCACCGGUAGGGCGAUAACAAGCCUUUUCUUCUGAUUUCCUCCCUGAAGCCAAAGGGAUUUUGAAAGGCAGAAGGCAAAGACUGUUCAAAGUGAAAUUUCUCAAGCUUUCCUUGUGAGGGCUACAUGGGCUCUGGCGCUGGGUGGUGUGGGAUGUCCAAGAGAUGAUCCCCUUCCAGCCAGUGACUCGGCCCUCAAUUGCCAUUCAGGAAAGACGCCGGGCUCGGGAGGGCCCUGUGAUCCUCUGGCUUUAAAAUGGGCAAUGCUAUUGAAAAACAGAAGCCCUUGAAACGAAGCCAUCUGUACCCCUGGAAACAAGACUCUCAGCGUUCUCAUCUCUCUUCCUUCACCAUGAAGCUGAUGGACAAAUUCCACUCACCCAAAAUCAAGAGAACACCAUCGAAGAAGGGAAAACCAGCUGAGGUGUCCGUUAAGAUUCCAGAGAAGCCUGUGAACAAAGAGGCAACAGACAGAUUUCUACCAGAGGGCUACCCUCUCCCCUUGGAUCUGGAGCAGCAGGCAGUAGAAUUUAUGUCCACCAGUGCUGUGGCUUCCAGGUCUCAAAGGCAGAAGAACCUGAGCUGGCUGGAGGAGAAAGAGAAGGAAGUUGUCAGUGCCCUGCGCUACUUUAAGACCAUUGUGGACAAAAUGGCAAUUGAUAAGAAGGUACUGGAGAUGCUUCCAGGGUCAGCCAGCAAGGUGCUGGAGGCCAUCUUACCCCUGGUGCAGAGCGACCCUCGAAUUCAGCACAGCUCAGCCCUCUCUUCCUGCUAUAGCCGAGUGUACCAAAGUCUCGCCAACCUCAUUCGCUGGUCUGACCAAGUGAUGCUGGAAGGUGUGAACUCAGAAGACAAGGAGAUGGUGACGACUGUGAAGGGGGUCAUCAAGGCUGUACUGGACGGAGUGAAGGAGCUGGUCAGGCUCACCAUCGAGAAGCAGGGACGUCCAUCUCCGACGAGCCCCGUGAAGCCCAGUUCCCCUGCCGGCAAGCCUGAUGGCCCGGCAGAGCUCCCCCUGACAGACCGAGAGGUAGAGAUCCUAAACAAGACAACCGGGAUGUCGCAGUCAACCGAGCUCCUCCUAGACGCCGCGGAUGAAGAGGUCGCGCCCCCCAAGCCCCCUCUGCCUGGCAUUCGGGUGGUUGAUAAUAGUCCUCCACCAGCGUUGCCACCCAAGAAAAGACAGUCGGCGCCGUCCCCUACCCGAGUGGCUGUGGUGGCCCCCAUGAGCCGAGCCACCAGUGGCUCCAGUUUGCCUGUUGGAAUCAAUAGGCAGGAUUUCGACGUUGACUGUUACGCACAGAGACGACUGUCAGGAGGCAGCCACUCAUACGGUGGAGAGUCGCCCCGCCUGUCACCCUGCAGCAGCAUAGGCAAGCUCAGCAAGUCAGAUGAGCAGCUUUCCUCUCUGGACAGGGACAGUGGGCAGUGCUCCCGGAACACAAGCUGUGAAACACUAGACCACUAUGAUCCCGACUAUGAAUUCCUCCAGCAAGACCUCUCUAACGCAGACCAGAUACCUCAACAGACGGCCUGGAGCCUUAGCCCGUUGCCAGAGUCCUUGGGGGAGUCUGGGUCUCCAUUUCUUGGCCAUCCUUUCCAGCUGCCUCUUGGCAGCCAUCCCCAGCCAGACGGAACACUGGCCCCAGGGCAGCAGACAGACACGCCGCCUGCUCUCCCCGAGAAGAAGCGCAGGAGCGCAGCCUCCCAGACAACGGACAGCUCUGGCUGCAGGGUGUCUUUCGAGCGGCAUCCCUCGCAGUACGACAAUAUCUCUGGGGAGGACCUGCAGAGCACAGCCCCAGUCCAGCCCGUCACCUACGCGCCCUUCGCUGCUAUUCUCCCCUUUCAGCAUGGAGGUUCCUCAGCCCCUGUAGAAUUUGUGGGUGAUUUUACUGCUCCUGAAUCAACGGGUGAUCCAGAAAAACCACCUCCUCUACCAGAGAAGAAAAACAAACACAUGCUGGCGUACAUGCAGCUGCUGGAGGACUACUCAGAGCCGCAGCCCUCCAUGUUCUACCAGACACCGCAGAACGAGCACAUCUACCAGCAGAAGAACAAGCUCCUCAUGGAGGUGUAUGGCUUCAGCGACUCCUUCACUGGGGCAGACUCUGUGCAGGAGCUGGCCCCACCACCUGCCCUUCCCCCCAAGCAGCGGCAGCUGGAACCACCGGCUGGGAAAGAUGGACAUCCCAGAGAUCCCACAGCGGUCGGCAGCGUCCCUGGGAAGGAUAGCAGAGACGGCAGUGAGAGGGCCCCAAAGUCACCAGAUGCUCUGGAGUCGGCUCAGUCAGAAGAGGAAGUGGACGAGCUGUCCCUCAUCGACCACAGUGAAAUUAUGUCCAGGCUGACGCUCAAGCAGGAGGGUGAUGAUGGGCCGGACGUCCGCGGGGGAUCUGGGGACAUCUUAUUGGUCCAUGCUACUGAGACUGACAGGAAAGAUUUGGUGUUGUACUGCGAGGCCUUCCUGACCACCUACAGGACCUUCAUCUCCCCAGAGGAGCUCAUCAAGAAGCUGCAGUACAGAUACGAGAAAUUCUCUCCCUUCGCUGACACAUUCAAGAAGCGUGUCAGCAAGAACACGUUCUUCGUGCUGGUACGGGUGGUGGAUGAGCUCUGCCUGGUGGAGUUGACAGAAGAGAUCCUGAAGCUGCUGAUGGAACUGGUCUUCCGCCUGGUAUGCAACGGGGAGCUGAGCCUGGCCCGUGUGCUCCGGAAGAACAUCCUGGACAAGGUGGACCAGAAGAAGCUGCUCAGGUGUGCCACCUCCGGCCAGCCCCUGGCGGCCCGGGGAGUAGCAGCCAGGCCAGGGACCUUGCAUGACUUUCACAGCCAUGAGAUAGCAGAGCAGCUGACACUGCUGGAUGCCGAGCUCUUCUAUAAAAUAGAGAUUCCUGAGGUUUUGCUUUGGGCAAAAGAGCAGAAUGAGGAGAAGAGCCCCAACUUGACCCAGUUCACGGAGCACUUCAACAACAUGUCCUACUGGGUCCGGUCCAUAAUCAUGUUACAGGAGAAGGCCCAGGACAGGGAACGGCUGCUCUUGAAGUUCAUCAAGAUCAUGAAGCACUUGCGAAAGCUGAAUAACUUCAACUCCUACUUGGCCAUCCUCUCCGCCCUGGACUCGGCGCCCAUCCGCAGGCUGGAAUGGCAGAAGCAGACUUCAGAGGGCCUGGCUGAGUACUGCACGCUGAUUGACAGCUCGUCCUCCUUCCGAGCCUAUCGGGCCGCCCUCUCAGAGGUGGAGCCUCCAUGCAUCCCAUACCUGGGGCUGAUCCUGCAGGACCUGACCUUCGUCCACCUGGGAAACCCCGACUACAUCGACGGGAAAGUGAACUUCUCCAAGCGGUGGCAGCAGUUCAACAUCCUUGACAGCAUGCGGCGCUUCCAGCAGGCGCACUAUGACAUCCGGAGGAAUGAUGACAUCAUCAGCUUCUUCAAUGACUUCAGUGACCACCUGGCUGAGGAGGCCCUAUGGGAACUCUCUCUGAAAAUUAAACCCAGGAACAUAACAAGGAGAAAAACAGACCGGGAAGAAAAGACCUAGGAGCAGGCACGGGGAUCUAGGAGAACGCUCGAGGGGCACAGGGGCGGCUCCCAGACCGGACAGGACCUUGGACCUGUUAGGCGCACGGCAGGAGUCCCGGCCUCAGAGCCACGAGGCUGGCCGGGCCUCAGUGGUGCAGUGCCAGGCUGGAGCUGGAGCCUGCUGGCCGCUUCCUGCCUCCCUCCUCUGUGGGAGCAGACCCGUGGGCCUCAGUGCAGCCAGUAGGCAGGUCUUGUUGCCAAUUUGCAAACCGGUGGUUUUCUGGUUUUGUUUUAUUUUCUGCUUUCACUUCCAUCUCUCCCCGCUUGCCCUCCUACCCACUCCCCUCCAGGGAGAGAGCAGCAGAGACCUCAUCAGCAGACCAAGGAAGUGGCGAGUCCUCCCCCUCCCUGAGCUUCAGGGUCCCUGAAUCUUUUAAAAUGGCAAAUGAGUGGAGGCCUUCCAGGGUAGGCUGUCCUCCAGGGGCCCUGGAAUGGGGAAAGCAGCUGUGUGGGCAGAAAGCAGAAUAGACUGCAGGAGAUGCAUGGAGGAUGGUGUGAGCUUUUCAGCAGGCCCAGAAAGGUACGCAGGUGAUGCCUUAGCAGCCCCGCAGCCAGUGCUCUACACCGAGGUACUGGCACCAGCAGGGCCUCCCUUGCCCACCUGUGAGCAGCAGUGUCUGUCAUCUUGUGGCCCCUUACCUCCCACCCUGCCACUGAGCCUUUCCCACACCAUCUAGGGAGCUGAGGAGGCUGGAGUAAGGGAGGACUUGAUCAUCGAAGAAAUACUUUUUAUUGCUGGGAGUCUUCUGAACCUCACCAAACUGGGGCCAGAGCUGAGUUCCUGGGGGAGUUAAUCUAGAGGGGAGAAGCAGCCACUCCCUCCUCCAUUGCUCGCUGUGUGCCUUAAACUCCAUCUCUUGUCCCUCCCCAUCCCAUGGCCUUCACUCCCUCCCUCCUUGCCCCAUCCUGGGCUGGCCCUCGGGGCUCCUCCUCUGGCUCUUUCAGCCAGUGCUGUUAGUGCCCCUGGGAGGGAAGGGCAUCCCUGAGGCACUGGAAUGGUGCAGGCACUCCUUGGGGUCCAGGGAGGCAGAGGCCUCCUCCGCGGAGGAGCCUCCUAAGGUGGCAGCUGUAGCAGGCGGCUCUUCCCGCAUGCUAGACCAUCUAACAGAGCAGAUACUCUUUCCAUCCUCCUUGUCAAAACCAUUCUCGCUGCUGAGGUUGACAAUCUGGGCAAGGCUUGUGGAGCACUUGGCAAACAGAACCUUCCCUGUGCCGCCGGCUCCGUGGCCUCCAGCCUGGACCUUCGGGCAGGGCACUGCAGGAACCCAGAGAUGCUGCCCCAGCCCGUGCCUCCAGGUCUGCUUUGCAUGAGGGUGUGUGCCUGUCCCUGGUUUGGGACGUGGUCAAGUGAAGAGCAGGGUCUAACUUUGCGUACUUAGCCUAGUUCAAACGGAACAAAGGAAAAAUGCAGAAAGCAACAUCUGUUGAUUAUUAAGGUUUUCUUUAAACAACCAUGUCACUUUGAGUCCUUCAUGGGUUUUUGAACAGCAUUUAUCAAGAAGAAAAUGUGGGCUUCUUCCCCUCUCCCAUGUUUUGUUUGUCCUGUAGAUGGAAGGAGGAGAGCUGUGAUGCAGCAGGCGGGACCCCCUCUGGCAGCGGCCCUGCAGGGCCAGCCGGGACCUGUCACUUUAUUAUUUAAGGAGUGUGUGUGUAGAGUCGCUGGCUUAUUAACAGUAUUGUGUGUGGGUUGGGUUUUUUGUUUGUUCCUUCUUUUAAAAGUCCCUUCAUUUCAAUCCUUGCCUCUCUCUCCCCUCCCUUGCCCAGCUCUGUUGAAUGCUGCUGUGCGUGUGUGAGGGCCGCUCUGCACACAGGGCCCUUGGGUUGUGCGAACUGAAAUUCUCCCUGUAUUUGUGAGUCUCAUGCGAAUCCCCCUCUGUAGCACAGGCAAUGCCAGUGCCAAGCUGCAGCCUCCAAAACCAGGCCUCUCACCCCAGCAGCAGGCGGGUCUGAGUCUAUGGUCAAGUGCUAUCCACAGCUCUGUCUGCCUUUUCUCAGACUUGAGCCAGAUGGAAGCGGGUUCACCUUCCCUGGAUUCAGAACAGACCCUGUGCCCAGCCCUGGUGUGCCCACACAACUCCCCAGGCCCUUGUUGGGAGCCCUUGGUGGUCUGAGCGGCAGGGCCCAGGGGGCACGUGGGCAGUGCCCAGGGGCUCCCUGCAUGAGGACCGCGAGUUCUAAGACUUAUUGAUGACAGGCGUCCCCCUGCGCCCCCUGCGCCUGGCCCUGGUUGUUGCUGAGCCCUGUGCUCAGUGCUGCGGCCUGGCCAUGGCCUGGCCUUGGGGGGCUGGGUGUGUUGUGGGAAUCAGUCUUCACAGACAGACAUGAGCCAGGCAGAGGACUCGUUCCCUGCAGAGGUCAGUCCUCACCUGUAGGUGUCGGGGGUGAGGGGCCAAGGAGGGACAGGCACACACCAUAUCCGACCUGAACCUGAUUCUGAGGAGUGUCUCCCGCCCCAGCCCCAUGACCUCCACAGGGUUAUAUUGUAAUAUAUGUGCCCCAGCUAACCUGUCUGAUGGGUGGCAUCUUCCUGCAGAAGUUUCAAACAUGUAACUUUUAUAUGAAAAAAUAAAUGGAUGAAAGCUG